AUGGAUCCCACACCAGUUGUUCAAUCCUUAGCCAACUUGACGUUUGCUGAUCUCGAUGACGAUGUUUCUCAGCGACACCUUCAGAAUGUUUCUCUGGAUCCGGAGGCCGAUGAAGUGGUCUACUAUGCUGUGGGACGAUUAGUGACAGAGAAACCUGUGAAGUUUCUCUUUCUCCGUGAUACUUUGGCAACGAUCUGGCGUCCUGCGAUGGGUAUGAAUAUUGAUGAGUUGGCAACCCGCAGGUAUUUGUUCAAGUUCUACCAUGAGGCUGAUAUAUCUAGGAUCAUUAAUGAUGGCCCGUGGACGUUUGAUCAGAGUUUACUCCUUCUCAAGCGCCUAUCUGAUACAGAAGAUCCUUUAGACAUUGAUCUGAAUACUGCUGAGUUUUGGGUCCAAGUCCAUGGACUACCACCUGGGUUCCGUUCGGAAGCUGUGCUGCGAGGCGUUGGCGAUUUCAUUGGUGUUGUCUGCCAUUGUGAUGAACGUAACUUUGAUGGCUCUACGAGAUCUUUCUUCAGGAUUCGUAUUACCAUCGAUGUUACUAAACCCCUGAAGAAAGGCAUGCGGCUGAAAAAAGAGGAUGGUGAUUGGAUUCAGAUUGAAUUCCGUUAUGAACGCCUACCCACCUUCUGUUUCAUCUGUGGAUUAUUGGGGCAUGGUGAUAAGUUUUGCAAUAGAAGGGUGCAAGGUUGGGAUCCUCUGUCUGAGAAAACUUAUGGAUCUGAGCUUCGCGCUGGGUUUCGGCGUAAUAUUCCGACGGGCGGGAAUAGAUGGUUGGCGCCGAACACGGCGGCAGAGAGGCGUAGCUGGAACGCGCCGGGAAGAGAGGCUGCCGCGGAUUGGAAAGGGAAAUCUCCACAAAAUCAGCGUAAUGAUACUCCAGCCAAAAAUAAUCAGCACAAUAAUACUGAUGGCAUAAAUCAUGCACCGGUUAUGGAAAUAAAUCAUGCAACCAAUUGUGAAAAUAAACAAGAUGGUGCGUCUGACGUGGAGGAUGGUCUUUUAAUCUUAGAACAAAAAAGACGUCGCGUUGAGCCCCAUGCAGAUGAUAAUGCUAUUAUGGUUGUUCCAAUGGAGUAUGAAAAUUCCGGUUCAAAAAACUUGCUGUUGGCGGUGCUGACAGUUCAGGAAGUUAUGGCUUUAGAAGCCAAAAAUAAGCCAACUUUUAUUUUUCUUAUGGAAACGAAAGUUAGAAGACAACCUGCUGAGAGUUUGAAAUUGAAGUUGCAUUUUGAUGGUUUGUUUUAUGUGGAUGGAGGUGGUUUGAGUGGAGGAUUGGCUCUAUUCUGGAAGGAUAGAGGUAUUGCCCAAUUAAUCAGCUAUUCGAAAAAUCAUAUUGAUAUUCAGUUUCGGUUGGUCAUUGGUGACUUCAAUGAGAUUACAGUUUCCACUGAAAAACGGGGAAUUCACAAUCACCCUUCUCAUCUCAUGACUAGUUUUAACAAUGCUCUAGAUGAUUGCCACCUAUUUGAUCUUGGAAUGAAAGGUCGACCCUUCACUUGGGAGAAAAGUAAAGGUACUAUCAAUUGGGUAGAAGAGCGUCUUGAUAGAGCUGUUGCAGGUGCGGACUGGUGCUUAUUAUUUGAGCAUGCGACAGUGUAUAAUAAGGAGGUGUUAAACUCGGACCACACGGCGAUUUUCCUCGACCUAGAAAAACCAAAAAUCCGAGCUCAACGGCGACGAUUCAUGUUUGAAAAUGCAUGGCUCCGUGAUGUAGGUUGCGGGGAAAUUGUAAAUGAAGCUUGGGAAAACUCUGUUGGAGAGACCAUUCCCAGUCGGCUAGACUACUGUGGUGAGCAAUUAAGAAGAUGGGGUGGUGACUUGGGAAAACGCCUCACUCGGGAGAUUGAAACUACACAAAAGCGCAUCAAUUUGCUUAGGGGUCGUACAGACCACUCAUCUCUGGCCAUGGUUCGAGAACUGGAUAAUAAAAUGCGCCAACUUUAUAGCCAACAAAAUAUCUUUUGGCGUCAACAUGCCAAACAGUAUUGGUUGACGCAAGGGGAUCGAAAUACAAAAUUUUUUCACUGUUAUGCGACUUCCCGAAAGAAAAAGAACACUGUUGUACGAUUGAAAAAUGAGGCCGGUAUUUGGACAGAAGGUACAUCUCUACUACUGUUGGCUAAGGAUUAUUUUUGCAAUAUUUUUCACACGGCAGGGAGUAUGCAGUCUUCCUAUAUUGAUAGGUUGCACCCUAAAAUCAGUGAUGAAGACAAUGAUAGAUUGCUACAACCAUUCACGCCUGAUGAAGUUAAAGAAGCAAUAUUUUCUAUGGCCCCGGAUAAAUCUCCGGGUCCGGACGGGUUUAAUCCGGGUUUUUUCCAACACUUUUGGGGAAGCAUUGGUAAUGAUAUUACUAAUUUUGUGUUACACUGCCUCCAUUCAAGAACGCUACCAGAGGGAAUGAAUGAUGCCUACAUUACUUUGGUCCCCAAGAAAACGCUGCCUAUGAGCAUGGGUGAUUUGAGACCAAUCGCGCUCUGUAAUGUCACCUAUAAAAUCCUUGCUAAAAUGGUGGCGAAUCGGCUUAAGGUGGUACUUGAAAAAACCAUUUCUGAUUCUCAAAGCGCUUUUAUUCCGGGCCGGUUAAUAACGGAUAACGUCCUUAUUGCUUCUGAAGUCAUCCAUUACUUAAACCGGAAGAGGGAAGGCAAGACGGGAUGGUGCGCUCUAAAGCUUGACAUGGCCAAGGCCUAUGACAAGAUGGAGUGGGAUUACCUUCGUGCUAUUAUGGAAAAAAUGGGCUUUCAUACUCGAUGGAUUGAACUGAUAAUGCUUUGUGUAUCUACAGUCCGCUACAAGGUUAAUAUGAACGGGUCUCUCACAGAUUACAUCAUUCCCACGAGAGGAUUGCGCCAAGGAGAUCCCCUCUCCCCAUACCUCUUUAUUCUUUGCGCGGAAGGUUUGUCUCAUUUGUUGUCACAAUCAGUCUAUGAUGGCCGGAUAUCCCCAUGUAUUGUGGCAAGAGGAGCCCCAGGUAUUUCUCAUCUCUUUUUUGCGGAUGACAGUCUCCUAUUUUUUAAGUCAUCGGUGCAUGAGGCGAAUGUGGUUAGGGAUUGCUUAAAGGCUUAUGAAUCUAUGUCUGGCCAAACUGUCAACUUCACUAAGUCAUGUAUUGUUUUCAGUAAAAAUGUUGACAGCCAUAACAAAAUUGCAGUAGCUUCCACCUUGGGGGUAACUCAAGCAGAUAGUAUUGGAAAAUAUUUGGGCCUUCCUUUGGGUAUUGGCAGAAACCGGAAGGAAGUCUUCUCUUUUAUAGAGGCUAAGCUUAAACAACGGUUAGAUGGGUGGUCCAAAAGGAUUUUAUCUAGAGCUGGUAAAGAAGUGUUACUGAAGAGUGUGGCUCAAUCCCUACCUACAUACACUAUGAGUUUGUAUUACCUCCCUAUCACCUUCUGUGAGCACAUUGAACGAAUGAUGAAUAAAUAUUGGUGGCUAUCAAAGUCUAGUAAUGGGGGUGGUGUGCGUUGGUUAGCUUGGAAUCGCAUGACAUUUGCAAAAUCUGAGGGUGGUCUAGGCUUUAAAAACCUCAACAAAUUUAAUAUUGCUUUACUGGCAAAGCAGGGUUGGAGGAUUCUUUGUAAUCCGUUGUCUAUUGUUGCCCGUCUUUAUAAAGCCCGUUAUUUUUCUGACACAGAUUUUCUAAAAGCUAAGUUGGGGUCUAAUCCUAGCUACAGUUGGCGCUCCAUUCUUGCUGGCGUAGAUGUUUUGAGGCGUGGCUGUUUUCGGCGCAUUGGUGAUGGCAGGGCAACAAAAAUCUGGCACCAUCCUUGGCUACCAGAUAAGGACCAUCCAUAUGUCCAGACUCCAAUCUCAGAUGAACUUGGUGAGGCAGUAGUUGGAUCUCUUAUUGAUCAUACUACAGGGGAUUGGAAUUCUAACAUGCUUACUACCCUAUUCCUGCCUCGGGAUGUAGAACUCAUUAAAUCAAUACCUAUUUCGGUGGAUUUUGCAGACAAGUGGAGUUGGCGAGGAGACAUUCGAGGACUCUAUUCUGUUCGAAAUGGUUAUAGGAUGCUGAGAGAAGAUACAACGACGCCACCUACUCCAUUUACAGCCUGGAAAGCUUUAUGGAAAACAAAGCUCCCCCCAAAGGUGUUAAACUUUGCAUGGCGAUGUGCCAGAAAUGUAUUACCUUCGGUUGUGUCGUUAGCUACUAGAGGUGUCGUGGUGGAUCCCUGUUGUCCCAUUUGUCUCGCCGGUCCUGAAACCAUGAAUCAUAUCUUCUUUGAGUGUUCAGAGGUAAAGGAUGUUUGGCUUGGCACGUUAGACCUCUCACUACAAGCUCAAGUAAGUUUUGAAUUGUGGCUCUCCUCCCUCUUUGAACAAUCUGAUGCCGCAAAAAUCUGCAAAAGUCUAGCGAUAUGCUGGAAUGUGUGGAAAAGACGCAACGAAUGGGUUUGGAAUAGGAGGCUGUGGUCGAUGGAAAUGCUGAAGCAAUUGGUGGAUAGUUGCGUGUUGGAAUGGCAGUCGUACAGUGCAGCCUCAUCCCCCAUAAUCAGCAAUCAUACGACAUUGGGUAGCAGUUUAGUAGUUCCGCCUCUGACUUGGGUAGUGAAGGUGGAUGCAUCUCUACAGUAG
Molecule: messenger RNA, 4581 nt
Organism: Ipomoea nil (Japanese morning glory)
Lineage: Eukaryota; Viridiplantae; Streptophyta; Magnoliopsida; Solanales; Convolvulaceae
Exons: 3
Coding region: 1-4581 (1526 amino acids)
Source: RefSeq, a predicted model, not a curated record